Messenger RNA from Zootoca vivipara (common lizard), 4072 nucleotides. The record is from RefSeq and is a predicted model, not a curated record. NCBI's taxonomy places the organism in Eukaryota, Metazoa, Chordata, Lepidosauria, Squamata, Lacertidae.
UUGUUUUCUGCUGCUCCAGAGAAGCGGACACGGAGCAAUAGAUUCAAACUACAAGAAAGAAGAUUCCAUAGGAUUUAGAUAGGAUUUUUUCUACUUACGAAUUUUUAGAUAGGGUUGCUUCGACUCAUGAAUUUUUUCUCCCAAUGCAUUCCUAUGGGAUUCGACUUACAAAUUUUUCCAACUUACAAAUGUGCGUUCGGAACGCAUUAAAUUUGUAAGUAGAGGUACCACUGUACCUGCAUGGUGGAGUAUGGGUUGAAUUGUUGCAUGAGCAAACUUCCCCCUACCUUCUCCAGAGUCUUCUCCUUCUCCCAAGUCCCAACCCUCCAGGCAAUAUUAUAGAAGCGAGGGGUGCAAGUCCCUCUGCAUGGGUGGAAUUCUGUUCUGCUAAGCAUGAAACUUGUGGGAUGCAGCUCUGCAUGUUGGUAUACCUUGUAUAAAAUCUAUGCAGAUGUACUAAUAGCCAUUAGUAAAUGCAUGUGUACUUACUCCUAUUUACAUAGCAUGGGCAGGGAGGGGAGGAACUUGGUGAAAAUGACUCUGGAUAUAGUGGGUUUCAUUUGCAGGCAACUUCAAGAGCUCAAUCAAAGGUUUACAUGGAAUCUACCCUAUAAAGUCCUGUUAUUUUUGCACCUCUAAAGAUCCCUGUUAUGCUACCUGGGAGUAACUAGGUUUUGCUUCACCUCCCAAGUUAAACUGCAUGAUUGACCAUGAAUGCUAGUGGCGCAGGAUAUCCGCUAGCCUCCCUCUAUGUGGGCGACUUGCACCCGGAUGUAACGGAAGCCAUGUUGUAUGAGAAAUUCUCGCCUGCUGGACCAAUUCUGUCCAUCAGAGUUUGCCGAGAUGUCUCCACACGCCGAUCAUUGGGUUAUGCGUACAUAAAUUUUCAACAGCCUGCUGAUGCUGAGCGGGCCUUGGAUACCAUGAAUUUUGAAGUGAUAAAAGGCCGACCCAUUCGCAUCAUGUGGUCCCAGCGGGACCCAGGACUCAGGAAAUCAGGCGUUGGGAACAUCUUCAUCAAGAACCUGGACGAUUCCAUUGAUAACAAAGCUUUGUACGAUACAUUCUCAGCCUUUGGAAAUAUCCUUUCUUGCAAGGUUGUUUGUGAUGAGAAUGGAUCCCGGGGUUAUGGCUUUGUCCAUUUUGAGACCCACGAGGCAGCAAACAGAGCAAUUAACACAAUGAAUGGAAUGCUCCUCAAUGACCGUAAGGUGUUUGUUGGCCAUUUUAAAUCUCGGCGAGAGCGGGAAGCAGAAUAUGGCGCCAAAGCAAUGGAAUUCACCAAUGUCUACAUCAAGAACUUUGGGGAUGACAUGCAUGAUGAGCGACUACAGGAAAUAUUCUCAAAAUUUGGAAAGACGCUGAGUGUCAAGGUGAUGAUGGAUAAUGCAGGCCAUUCGAAAGGGUUUGGGUUUGUCAACUUUGAGAAGCAUGAAGAUGCUCAGAAGGCUGUUGAAGAUAUGAAUGGGGCGGAGAUCAAUGGGCGAAUGGUAUAUGUUGGCAGAGCUCAGAAGAGGAUGGAACGUCAGAGUGAACUGAAGCGCAAAUUUGAGCAGAUCAAGCAGGAGAGAGUAAACAGAUACCAGGGUGUGAACUUGUAUGUAAAGAAUCUGGAUGAUGGGAUUGAUGAUGAACGGUUGAGGAAGGAAUUUGCUCCCUAUGGAACCAUCACUAGUGCCAAGGUGAUGACAGAGGGUGGACACAGCAAAGGUUUUGGGUUUGUAUGUUUUUCAUCCCCAGAAGAGGCUACAAAGGCUGUGACUGAAAUGAACGGGAGGAUUGUCAGCGCCAAGCCUUUGUAUGUUGCCCUUGCUCAAAGGAAAGAGGAGAGGAAAGCCAUUCUCACCAACCAAUACAUGCAGAGACUAGCUACCAUGAGGGCCUUGCCUGGUCCAAUCCUCUGCUCCUUCCCUCCGGCAGGUUAUUUCCUGCCCUCCCUUCCACAGCCUCAAACCAGAACCACUUUCUACAGUCCUAGCCCUGUUGCCCAAGUCCGCCCUGUCUCCCGUUGGAAUAUGCAGCCCUCCAGGCCUCCCUCAUCCUAUCACGCAGCCAGCCCAAUCCUGAGGACUAGUGCACCUCCCAGGCGCCCGCUGUCCAACAUCAGCACCAUGAGACAAGCGUCCACUCAGGCUCCCAGGGUAUCUCCCAAUGCCCAGAGAGUGGCCAACAUAGGAACCCAGACUAUCAGCACUCGGGCAUCCUCAACAGCCCUACCACGUGGCAUUUCCCAGUACAAGUACUCUUCAGCUGUGAGGAAUGCCCAGCCACUGGGCACCAUGGCAUCUCUGCCAAUGCAUCAGGUUGUAGAACCGGCUGUCCGUGUCCAUGGACAGGAGCCUCUGACAACAUCCAUGUUGGCUGCAGCCCCUCCCCAGGAGCAGAAGCAAAUGCUUGGUGAACGCCUCUACCCUCUGAUUCACUCAUUACACCCCUCCAUGGCUGGCAAGAUCACAGGAAUGCUGCUGGAGAUAGAUAACUCUGAGUUGCUGCUGAUGUUGGAGUCACCUGAAUCCCUCCACUCUAAGAUAGAGGAAGCUGUUGCUGUACUGCAAGUGCACCAAAUCUCUGAAGCAUCCCACAAGAGGAACUCGGCAGCAUUUCUUCAGUGACCAAGGUGGGCUGGUAAGGAGUGCACAGCGAUCAAGUGAGAAACUUGGUUUUGGCCAAAAUAUGUAAGAGGGAGGGAAGGAUAGCAGGCCCAAGCGUUUCAUUGGGGACCUGAUGCAAAGACAUGGUUCCAUGUUGAGAACUGCUAACACAGAAGGACCUAUUCAUACAAUGUCAUCUGCUUGGCAAGGUGAGGGACUAGUAGGGAAGUGUUGCAGCUGCAUGUGUGAAGCUGACACUUUCUGCUUCACUCCUUUUUAGGAUCCGAUUGGUACUGAUCAAACGACUACUUCUACUUUGCCUGUUGCUGCAACCGUCAUUUGUUUGUUGCUGCAAACGACUACUUCUACUUUGCCUGUUUGUGCAGCAGCCUUUAUUGUUACCAUAAAUUUGCUGCGUGUGGUUUGGAUCUCACUCAGAUUCAGUGCCCAGCCGUGGUCCCAAACUACUGUAGGCACAACUAGUGGAUUAUCAAUGGGAAAAUUGAGUUCCUCUUCCCAUUACAGUCAGGAUGGCUAUAUGAAACUUAUCUGUGCAUUCUAAUUUAGAGUUUCACCAUUUAACAUAUGCAUUUGCAGUCCCAAGGCACAGGUGGUUAAUAUAUAUUCUGUCCAACUAUUUAUUUUUUGGUGGUGGUGGUGGGUAUAUGUAUAUAAGUAUUCAUGCAAAAAUCUAGCCUCUUUUGUGCACUUAAGAGUCAUUGCAGCUUCUUUUCCCACUAACAUUGUACUCACACUUUAAAGUAUUUUCACUGGUGCUUUUCUAGCAUCUGCUGCUAUGGGAAGGAUAUAUUGUGAGAAUGAUGUGGAACAAAUUGGUUCCCACAUUGUGUUCAAUUUAUCGAAGCUGGUCAUUUUUAAGUAGCCUUAAGCUUCAACCACCACUGGGGCCUGUGGCACUAUUUUAUUUGUUUGCACUGCUGUUGACAUGAUGAAGUGAAGCUUCACUUCCUUUAUCAUCAUCAAGUCUUAGUGCCAUGUUAGACAGUGAACACUGACUCAAUAACUACUCUGCUCAGUUGCCUGGAUCCAUGGGCUGCCAAAAUUACUGGGCCAAACCAUUGCGAGCUCCUUUAUUUUAAAGAAAACCAACUGCUUCUCAUACUUGACACAUGUGGGAGGGGUUUUUUUGAAUUGCAUUUUUAAAUAACUCUUAUAGAGGUGUGAGAAUGGAUGCCUGUUCUCCUUAAAAACCACUUUUCUUCACUGUGUCAUGCACAUACCCUCUUUUCAACAGCCACGUGUGCAUUCUGUAGAAAUUGAAAUAUUUGUAUGUACUGUUACUUUUGAGCUGGGAAAGAAACUUUGACUUGUUUAACACAUGCCUUAUAAACUUCAUAUCCUGGUAGCACAUUGAUAUAUGACUCUUCUCCUUUAUAACUUCGAUCCAGUUAAAUUGUUCCAGGAGCCCACAGAGGGGGGUGUUCACAAGCAGGCACCUGCAGUUGGCCCUGCGCUGCAAA